AGUCAGAGGACGUUUGCUGUGAUAGUACCAUUUGGAGUCUGAGAUUAACCGCCUUAAAUUUCAAUCGAAUUGAUUGGCAGUCGGUGUGAUCGAAUCGCUGUUUCCCGAUUUCUGUGUUUUCGAACAGUUGUCAAAUAAAUAAAUUAAGCGCGGUCUUCAUGAACGCGGACACACGGACGAACUAGAUCAAUGAAUGAAUAGUAUUGUGAACGAACGAGUGUGCAGGCAAAUCGAUCGUAACAGAACAGUACGGGGUAACAGCUGUUACGGAGGAAAUACAAAUGCGCGUCCCUGCCAUAUUUUGGCAAAUUAGCGAGUAAAACAACGAUCAAUCACGGUCGACAGCUCGAAUAUCAAAAGGGAGAUUUACGCAAAAAGCCGUGCGCAAUGAAAUCGGUCACUUCUGUUGCUGAUACGAAUUUCCAAGGCAUAGGGCGUGACAUGAUGGCGCAGCAGCUCGGUUUGGGCCCGGAGAUUAAAGAACUGAAGUUGGGCCCUACAUUUACCAAUAACAGAUCAACGGCUUUUCACACUUUGAAAUAUGAUUUCAAACCAGCGAGCGUUGAUGUUUCCAAAAUAGCAAAGGUAGACGUUGGAGUAAACAACAUGAUGACAGUUACCGUGCCACAUUUAGAUGGCGCCGGGAUCCCUCAUACGGUAUUCAAAGGCUCUCAAAGACCUUAUCACAAGGAAUGUGUCUUGAUAAUCGACAGGGUGACAGGGGAAAUUACAUUGGAGAAGUUGUCGGCGAAUAUUCAAGUAAAGAAGACCCGAACAGAACCAAAGUCACAGGUGCACUUGGGAAUUUCUGGAGCAAAUAGUAACAGUAGGCCCAUAACUCCUGUAGAAAUGAAGAGAAGUCCCACUCACGGUAGGGCAACUGGAAGAACAAAAGUGACAAGUGGGAAAAGGAGAGAACCCACUGCCCAACUACAUCCGAAACAGUGUAGUCCCCUUAGAGUAUCGCCAUAUGGCAAAAGUCCUCCUGUCACUUCAACUAAUAGUUCACCAGUGCAACAGCCAUCAGUGGCAUCGUCAACUCUGGCUAGUUUGCCAAUGAUUAGUUCUGAUAUUGAUGAUUGUCCUUUAACAUCGUCUGGAUCAUUACCGACUACCAAUUCUUCUGCGCCUGUAAAGUCAUUUUCCGUAACUAAUACUCAAUCAGCUGUUAAAUCUUCUGUAACUGCGGACAGUGAUGGAGGUGCUCUUAGUGAUUCUACUUCAAGUAGCUCAAGUUCAGAUAGUUCAGACAGUGAUUCAGAUACUGAAAAUGUUCCAGUUUUAACGGGGGCUAAUGGAAAUAACAGUAAAAAUCCAUCGCCUCUAAUGCCAGAUAAUCUUCUAAAUGAUGAUUUACAAUUAUCAGAAUCAGAAUCUGAUAGUGAUUAAUGGAACAAUGAAAGAUGUUUUAAAUAUCUGCCAAGAAAUUCUCUAUUUUUCCAACAUUUUAUUUCCUAUUACUGUAUAUUGAAGAAAUAGAACAAUUCAAUUGUAUUCCAUAUUACACA
Molecule: messenger RNA, 1508 nt
Organism: Frieseomelitta varia
Lineage: Eukaryota; Metazoa; Arthropoda; Insecta; Hymenoptera; Apidae
Gene: Eaf
Product: ell-associated factor Eaf
Exons: 7
Coding region: 388-1389 (333 amino acids)
Biological process (GO): regulation of transcription elongation by RNA polymerase II; positive regulation of DNA-templated transcription
Cellular component (GO): super elongation complex
Molecular function (GO): transcription elongation factor activity
Source: RefSeq, a predicted model, not a curated record